AAAUAUCGAUAGUGAUCGCCUGACACUUCAUAAAAUGUGAUAAUAAUAAAAUUGUGUUAUCAGCAGUGUAAAUUCAAUAUAACCUAUAUUGAUGAAUAUUUAGAGUACAGAUUAUAGAGAAAUGAACGACAAUGAAUUUACCAUUUAUUAAAAAUUUUUCAAACUUACCACAUAGGAUCUUAAUUAAUCACUGUCAAUAUAAAAAUAAAAGCAAAUUAUUAUUAUGUAAUAAUAUUAAAAUACAUUUAAUAAGAUCAAAAACAACCAAUCCCACUCUAUAUGAAAUCAGGCGAAAUGCUAAAAAAUCUAUUAAUAUAUAUGGAUACUUUUUGCUGGUUGUACCAAUUUCAACAUUUUUUCUUGGUACAUGGCAAUUACAAAGACGUCAAUGGAAGUUAAAAUUAAUAGAGGAUUUACAAACUCGAAUAAAUGCUGAACCUAUUGAUUUAGUAGAGAAUAUCAAUCAACUGGACUCUUUGGAAUAUUAUACUGUAAAAGUAAAGGGUAAAUUUUUACACGAAAAGGAAUUUCUUGUUGGGCCUAGAUCUGUAAUUCAUCAUAAUAUCGCUACGGACACAGGAAAUCUAUUUAGUAGAAGAAAUACUAAUGGAUGGAAUGUUAUCACACCAUUUAAGGUAGAAAAUCAAGAUUUAACAAUCUUAGUAAAUCGUGGUUGGAUAUCUGAAAAAGCAAAAAAUUUGCCACUUAGUAAAAUUGAAGAUACUAUUGAAAUUAAUGGUAUUGUAAGAAAAGAAGAAUCUAGACCAGCUUUUAAUCCUUCAAAUAAACCUAAACAUGGAAUAUGGUAUUAUAGAGACGUAACAGCUAUGGCCAAGAUGGCUGAUACUUCACCUAUAUUUAUUGACUUAUGGUCCGUAAAAGAUCCUCCUGAGGGACCACUUAGUUGUCAAACUAGAAUUACAUUACGAAAUGAACAUUUUUCUUAUAUGGUUACUUGGUAUACUCUCUCCUUAUGUACUGCAACCAUGUGGUAUAAAAUUUUUAUAAAGAAGCUACCAUUGGCUUAAUUAGCACAAGUUUAAAGGUAUUAAUGAUGAAAACUUGUAUUUGUACAUUAUGCAUAUAUAAUAAAUGCAACGCAUGUAAAAUUUUUUGCCAUGAAUACCUAUCACAAUUUAAUGAAACUCCUUCUAUAUUAUAGCAUGCACUAUUUGACUGAUGUCUUUGCGUUUUCGUUUUAUGUGAUAAUAAUAAUAAGUAAAUGGUAUAUCGAUUUUUAAUCGAAGAUAUAAAAUGUAAUUUCAUGACACAAUUAUAUGUAUAUAUUUUUUUGUAUUAUAACUUAUAUAAUUUAGAUAUAAUUUAUUUGUUCAUUACAAAAUAUUUUUUAUUAUCUUAUUUUUAAUAAGAUAUUUAAUAAAAUGAACGAGUAUUUAACUUAUAAUCAUAGAUUUCUUUAUUUUAUAACGCAACAAGUGAGUACUCCAUUUAUAGGAGGAUAUUAAUUGCUCCCAGAAACAUUAUUUCCCAUAUAUAUAACAACAAUAACAGCGAUAAUAGCGAUCAUUAUCAGCAAAACUGCUAACAGUAGUAUAUAGUACAUUAACGAAUGAGCAUAGAAAAUAUCUUUAUACAAAUAUGAAAAUAUACAAUAUACAAAUUACAUCAA
This is a messenger RNA of Vespa velutina, 1630 nucleotides long. It is a transcript of the gene Surf1, whose product is annotated as surfeit locus protein 1. The record is from RefSeq and is a predicted model, not a curated record. Gene Ontology annotation, biological process: mitochondrial respiratory chain complex IV assembly. The transcript has 5 exons. NCBI's taxonomy places the organism in Eukaryota, Metazoa, Arthropoda, Insecta, Hymenoptera, Vespidae. Bases 132 to 1028 code for a protein of 298 amino acids. Gene Ontology annotation, cellular component: mitochondrion; membrane.